Alnus glutinosa is the source of this 522-nucleotide messenger RNA. RefSeq lists its product as uncharacterized. Lineage: Eukaryota; Viridiplantae; Streptophyta; Magnoliopsida; Fagales; Betulaceae. Bases 1 to 522 code for a protein of 173 amino acids. Gene Ontology annotation, molecular function: zinc ion binding. The transcript has 2 exons. The record is from RefSeq and is a predicted model, not a curated record.
AUGGAGCCUAUAUCCGACAGUGAGUCGACAGAGUCCAGAUCAAACGGUCCAGUAUGCAAAUGUGGAAAGACAUCAUCAUCUUGGACGUCGUUCACCCUAAGUAAUUUUGGUAGGAGGUUUUUUUCAUGUGUAGAUUACAAGAAACCAGAGGUGAGAUGUGAUUAUUUUAAAUGGCGUGAUCCUGAAAUCUGUGUCUACGGUCAGAGAGUUGUGUCGAGAUUGAGACAUUGGCACGAGAAUCUGAAGGCACUGAAGGCCGAACAUGAACUGAGUCGAAUAAAUAGGUUGGAUGAAGUUGGAAAAUACAAGAAUGAAGUUGAGAAAUGCAGAGCUAAAGUUGAGAAAUGCAGGGCUGAAGUUGAGAAAUGCAAGUUCAAACUACAGAGACAAAAGGAUAAGUUUCGGUCAGUAGAGAGGAAGUACCAAAUUGCAUUGGUCUGUUCAUGGGUGAUGUUGAUGUGGUUGCUGGUAUAUCCUUCGUACAGCAGAGAGUUUCUUCCAUUAAGAAUGAUGUUGCAGUGA